AUGUUCGACGCGCUGACGGCCGCGGAGCAGGCCGCCGACGACGAGCCCGAGUACCGCAAGGUGCGGAUCCCGUCGCACCGCUACACGCCGCUGCGCAAGAGCUGGCCCUUGAUCGUGACGCCGCUCGUGGAGCAGCUGAAGCUCCAGGUCAGAUUCAACCCGCGGUCGCGCUGCGUCGAGAUCAAGUCGUGCGAGACGACGACGGACGGCGGCGCCGCGCAGAAGGGGGCGGACUUCGUCUCCGCGUUCGCCAUGGGUUUCGAGGUCGCGGACGCGCUGGCCCUGCUGCGGCUCGAGGAUCUCUUCGUCGACUCCUUCGAGGUGAAGGACGUCAAGAUCCUCCACGGCGACCACCUGAGCCGCGCGGUCGGCCGCGUCGCCGGCGCCGACGGCAAGACGCGCUUCGCCAUCGAGAACGCGACGCGCACGCGCAUCGUCGUCGCGAACACGCACAUCCACAUCCUCGGCUCCGCCGCGAACAUCAAGGUCGCCCGGGACGCGAUCUGCGACCUCAUCAUCGGCGCGCCGCCGGGCAAGGUCUACAACCGCAUGCGCACGGUGGCCAAGCGCCUCAACGCGCGCCUCUAA
This is a messenger RNA of Aureococcus anophagefferens, 588 nucleotides long. RefSeq lists its product as hypothetical. The transcript has a single exon. NCBI's taxonomy places the organism in Eukaryota, Pelagophyceae, Pelagomonadales, Pelagomonadaceae. The coding region runs from base 1 to 588 and encodes 195 amino acids. Gene Ontology annotation, cellular component: nucleolus. Gene Ontology annotation, molecular function: RNA binding. The record is from RefSeq and is a predicted model, not a curated record.